Molecule: messenger RNA, 3748 nt
Organism: Athene cunicularia (burrowing owl)
Lineage: Eukaryota; Metazoa; Chordata; Aves; Strigiformes; Strigidae
Product: opsin-5-like
Exons: 6
Coding region: 28-1290 (420 amino acids)
Biological process (GO): G protein-coupled receptor signaling pathway
Cellular component (GO): membrane
Molecular function (GO): G protein-coupled receptor activity
Source: RefSeq, a predicted model, not a curated record
GGUGGCCAGCCAGACCUGCAGGGAGAGAUGGGAAAUGUGUCCAACACCUCGGUGUUCAUCUCCACCUUAUCGAAGAGAGAAGACCUGAUUUUUGGCACGCUCUAUUUAGUCUUUGGCAUCGUGUCCCUCUCUGGGAACUCACUGCUGCUGCUGGUGGCCUAUCAGAAGAGGUCCAUGCUGAAGCCUGCUGAGUUCUUCAUCGUCAACCUGGCCAUCAGUGACCUGAGCAUGACAGUGACGCUCUUCCCCUUGGCCACCUCAUCCUUCUUUGCACACAGGUGGCUGUUCAACCAGGCGGUGUGCACCCUCUAUGCCUUCUGUGGGGUCUUGUUCGGGCUCUGCAGCCUCACCAGCCUGACGGUGCUCAGCACGGUUUGCUGCCUGAAGGUCUGUUACCCAGCAUAUGGCAACAAGUUCUCACCCUGCCACGCCGGAGUGCUGCUGCUGUGUGUCUGGGCAUACGCCCUGAUGUUCGCCACGGCUCCCUUGGCCGAGUGGGGCAGCUACGGCCCCGAGCCCUACGGGACAGCCUGCUGCAUCACCUGGAACGCCUCGAGCAGGGAGGCCACACUCUACAUCCUCGCUCUCUUCAUCUUCUGCUACCUUCUCCCCUGUCUCCUCAUCCUCAUCUCCUACUCACUGAUCCUCUGGACGGUGCGGGUGUCCCGGAGGGCCGUCAGGCAGCACACGUCCCCCCAGCGCAGAGCUCGCAGCGUGCACAGCCUGAUCGUGAAGCUGAGCAUUGCCGUGUGCCUGGGGUUUCUGGGUGCCUGGACCCCUUACGCCAUCAUUGCCCUGUGGGCAGUCCUUGGCGACGCCAGCCAGGUGCCAGCACUGGCCUUUGUGCUGUCAGCUGUCUUUGCCAAGUCCUCGACGCUCUACAACCCCCUGGUGUACCUGCUCUUCAAGCCCAACUUCCAGAAGUUCCUCUCCAAGGACAUGGUGCUCCUCCAGGCCAUCCGCACCCUCCUCUGCUGCAGCUGCCCGAGUGCUGCGCUCCAGCCCUUCCCAUCUCCGGGCUUCAGUGACCACCCUGGGGCUUGCAGAAACUGCAACGACACUUUUGAGUGUUUCAGUAACUACCCCAAGUGCUACAAACUCCCCCAGGUGCCCGGCAGCUCGCCCCAGCAUGCUCCCCUGGCUAUGCUGGCUGAUGGAGCUGCUUGCCAGCCGGGGCUGAAGAGGACGGUGCAGGUGAUGGUGCUUGUCACACGGAAGAGGUCAGGCCUGGGCACUGUGAAUGUGGCGGGGGAAGCUCUGCCAUCAGAUUUCAUGAAAGACCUUCUCUGAGCCCAGCCGUGCCUGGCUGUGUCCUACCAGCGCACUGGAAGACAAACCCAAACACAACAUUUCUCUCACCUACGUAUCCGAUGGUUCCCCAGCAUGUUCUGCAGAUGAAAUGACAUGAAGACUUAAGACCAGCCUUGUCUCCCCCUCUGGUUUGCCUCUUGCAACUCUGAACCUAGUCUUUGCACUUGCAAAAAAACCCAAAUCUAUUAGACCCCCAGUGCCUGAAACCUGCCCAGGGUGCAAGUCCAGGGUGAAGUUUCUCCUGCAGCUUGCUUGCUGGGCCCUUGGCCUUUGGUUUCCAUCCCGGUGCUCUGAUGACCAAGUAGGAACUUGGUUGUCUUAAGAAACUGUGCCUGGCAGGGAGGGCUGGGGGCCAGGAGAGAGGCAUCCCACCUCCAGCGCCAGCUCCUACAGCCCCCACUUUCCUGUGGGGAGCAGGACCACGCCACUCAGCUACCUCACUUGGGAUUAUGAAGCAUCUUUAUAUACCUCUUAAGAGACUACUCUCUGUAUGGGCUGGGUUACCCCACUCCCUUGAUUUGAAUGCAAACCCAGCACCAUCCUAUAGAUCGAAAUGGGAGCUGUCUUUAGAGUAAGGAUUUGGGGUUAAGAUAAUCCCAGUGUGAGUAAUAGCAGUCCCAGGUCGUGCUCUCCAGGCAGGGAAUGGCAAAUCUGUGUCCGAGCACCAUCCUGGAGAUGGGGCUGUGGCUGCAGGGUGUCUCCCAGUGCCUGGGACGAGGGGGCAGCUCAUGCCAUCUGUGCUGCUGCGCAGGGGAGCAGCUGCCUGGGCAACAGCAUCCUGUGGGCUCGUAGUCAGCGUCUGGAGACCAGUGUGGGCAGUUCACCCACAGGAAGAGUCUGGGAUGAAAAGGACCAAGAAGCUAUGAAAGGGCCCAAUGCAAAGCCAUCAAUAAAAACGUUCUCUGCCGUGGCAGGCGCAGUUUCUCUCCCAUAGCCUGCUGGUAGCCCCGUGGUGAAGCUCCCCUGGGGCUGAGCUCAGGGGCUCCCCGUCCCACCCCAGGACUGAGCUGCCCAUGUGCCCAGCCUUGGGCACAGCAGGAGCUGGUUCUGCUUUUCAGGGCCUGAAUGACACAGCCAGGGUGCCCAGAGAGGUUAGUUAUGCCCCCAAAAAUUAAAAGAUGCAUUCAAGGUGAUGAGAAGAGUCAGUUGCAGAGGUGGGAAACGUGCUGCCCUCCAGCACCCAGACAGCUUGUGGAAGCACUUUAUGUUGUCACUAGUUAACAAACAAAACCAUGCCACAACCCAUCGCCAGAGCUGCAGCAUUAAAUCAUAGACAUGCUAAACAGGAAUAAUGAACCAUUUUCUGCACCGAGUGCUGGGAAACAGCCGCUGCCCUCGAUGCCGUCACCGCCUGCCAGCUCUGCCUGCCAGCCGCCCUGCCUGUAAGCCGACCCUGAGCUCUCCCUCUGCUCUCCAGAUACAGAUAUUACUAUUUUUAGCAGUCACUCUCAGAACCGGGAUGUAUCACUGCCUUUUCUUAGCACGGAUACGGCACCCUCCUCUCUUCUGAGGACACACAGCACUUCACAAAAGACCUGCCAGCUGCAGGGGUGUGCAGAAAUACAGAGGGCCAGGUGUGCUCCUGGGGGGCAGACGGCAGAUCCCCACCACCAGUCAUUUAAGAUACUAAAUUGAUACCACUGAGCCUAGGCAUUAAAAAUACUGGGGUUUUUGGCCUCAGUGUUAUGGUCCAAUUCCAGCAUAGGUGGCAAUGGGGCUGGUGUGAGCUCUGCUGUGGGGAAAAAGGCACCCAGCGAAGCAGCGCAGGGUGCUGGGGCGCGGGCAGUCCUGCCCUUGCUUUCCCUGGAUGUGCCAUCGUUUAGUGGCUGCUGCUGCACCGCUCUAAUUAGCGCACGACAGCAUGGCAGUCGUGGCACUUGCUUUUGUCCCUUGUGGUCAUUUCCACUUAGACACUUUAACUAGCAGUAUCCCCGUGACGGGGGAGGGCCUGUGACAAGAGAGGAUUGUUGAUGCCUUUGGGGUGCACUUGCAUCUUCCUGGGAUGGUUUUGCCCAGGUGUGUGUGAUACUUGCAGGUGCAGAAGGUUGGGCAGGGCAGGGUUUAUGCACAAGAGCCAAGUAAUAACUGAAAGGCCACGCAGGGAGUGACACUCUGCCUUCGCUUCCUACUCUUGCUAUGCAAAAAUCCCCACCCAACCCAAAGAUGUCCAAUAUUUGCAAAAUGCUGCAAACAAAAAUCAGGGCAGCCAGUGAAGAGAUAGGACAAAGUUUCCAAGCUGGGUGCAGGUUUCUAGGAGGGCCAGUCACUGCCCGGCCCAGGGUAUGGCUGCUCGGCCCCUCUGCACCCCGCAGCUUGGGGUGCUGCUCCCCGUGCCCUGUCCCGGGCACCUCAGUACACGAGGGAAUCACAAGCACUUGGUGUCUCAAUCAUUGUGUUCCAGAAACUACAUUUUUAAAGUAAAUUCACUCACGCACAA